GUGGUCAAAACACUGAAUGCCUCAUCCAGGAGAGUCCUGAUACAGAGAACAACUCACCUGUUAUGUCUGUAGCUUAUCAAGAUGUCAUCAUGGUUCCUAGAUCUCUCCACUUGCCCUCUCCUGCCAACCCACCCAAGGACUUAAUUCGCUGCCUGCCCCCUCAUCUGUCCAUGUACAUCCUGGGGUUUUUGGAUCAAAAAUCCCUCAGUUCAUGUGCUGCUGUGAGCAGAUGCUGGGAAUAUCUGGCCGCAGAGGUCGAGAGGGAACGUGCGUGUCAUAGCGUAAUACGGGAGAACAUCGUGUAUUUGCAGGGAUUGCGCCCAAGAGGAGCUGUUUCUAACUAUGCUAAAACAGUCAAAGUGGCAAUUCCACAGUUAAAUGAGGAGGGUGGUGUCAUUGAAGCCAAAAGCACGGAUCGGCAAAGUAAAAUAAAGGAGAAGGGAAUCAAUCUGCAGGAAACCUAUAAUGGUCUGAAAACUGAUGCAAUCCAGCUGGAAGAGAGAAAUGUCUUCUGUGGCUCCUACAAUAUUCGUAUCCUCAUGGACCAAUCAGACCAAAGCAGAGUAAUCCAUUACUGUGGUGGAAAGUUGGUAGCUGUUGGCUCUGCAGAUCGAAAAGUGAGGUUUCUUGGUAUGCCAGGAAUAAAGGAACUGCCUCCUCUGCUCUCUGGCCAUGCUGGGAGUAUCAAAGCGCUCUAUCUCAAUGAGAAGAAGGGGUUUGUUCUCAGCGCAAGCUUCGAUCUCAGCAUCAGAUGCUGGAAUCUAUACAGUGGUAUUUGUGUGAAAAUGUUCAAUGGCCACAGUGGGACAAUCACCUGCUUGGAUUUACAUGAAGAGCAGUUUGUGACAGGAGCCAAAGAUGGGACAGUGAAAGUGUGGAGCUUGGAGACUGGGAAAUGUCUCAAGACUCUCAAGCACAACAGUGCUAUUGGGGUGGUUAAAAUGAAUGGCACCAAUAUUGUCAGCGGGUCUGACCGAGGGCUGGUGAAGGUCUGGAGUGCUGAUACCGGUGCUCUGAUCAAAAUACUGGAGGGGCACCAAGGCCCAGUUAGGUGCUUGUCCUUUGAUCAGUGGCAUCUAGUCACAGGAAGCACCGACGGAUAUGUCCUGGGAUGGAGCAUGUUGGGAAAACUUAAAAGAUGCCUAAUAGCUUUCCGCCACCCUAAGGAAGUUCUCUCUCUGGAGUUCCUCUAUCUCAGAGUCAUCAGCGGUUGUGCUGAUGGAAAGAUCCGUAUAUUUAACUACUUGACUGGAAUCUGCCUGAAAGUGUUGGUGGCCAAUAACAAAGGGGAUCCCAUAUCUUCUUUCUAUAUUGCAGGAAACAGGAUGGUGAUCAAUUCAUCAAGCAAUCUGCUGCUGCUUGAGUUUGAGGAGACCAGGUGGGACUACACCUUAGAUGCUGACAGAAAGGUGGCAGGGAAGAAAAAACAGGACAAAGGGACUUCUCGCAGGAAAUCCAUUCAGCGAGCGAAGCGCCGCAGUGUCAGCCAGCAGCAUCGACCUUCUCGGGCGAGACUAGACCUUGACCUGCAUUACUUCCAGCCACCAAAAAGCUCUGGAACAUCUCCAAGUCCCUGGUAUGAAUUGAUGACACCAGCAGCUCACCAGCAGCAGCAGCCUUUUCAUAUUCGGGCAGAGCAGCAGGAAAAGCUUUUCAUCCCUGGCACCACGGAAGCCUUGGAAAAGUCAGUGAGAGAAUGUUCUGCAAGGAUCCUCGCAAAUGCUGGUGGCAAAUCUGAACAAGGCUGUGACAAGGCAGAAGCUACUUUGCAGCAUGAAAGGAAAAGAGAUCCAAGAUGUCCAACGUCCCCUGACAAGUUCCUCUUAAUGGUCGGCACACUGCAGAACGCCUGCAAGCCAGCCCCGGACAGCUCCAGCACUGAGCAUGAUGUGAAAGUCAGGGAAGCAUGGGAACCUCCUCCAGAGCAUCAGUACCCUGCAAAGGUACAAAAGUACAAAACUCCUCUGCCACACAAAAGGGAUCAGACAGUCCAGCUCCAACGUGCAAGACUGCACAGUGAUUCUCUGACUGUGAGAAGAAUUUCUGUCCCCUUUGAAACCAAAAUGCUGCAGCUCAAGCUCAAAAACUCUUUGUAUGGACCCAAUGUGAAUUCCUCCAUCCCUGCUCCUUCUGUGGUACGUCCCAAGACUUGUGAUUUGUUGAAGGAAAAGAAAGCUCACAGUGGUCAUGGUAAAGCUGUUUCUUUCGCAGAAGAGGAGGUUCAUGUCGCCAGUCCCUUUGCAGCUUCUUCUCAACUGAUCAAAUCAACACGUGUGAUCAUUGCACAAAUGAAAAAUGAAGCGUUUUCGAUGAGAAGAAAGUCCUUCUGUCCAUAUGCUGCAAGCCCCUCCUGGAGUGAUGGGGAGUUCAGGCUUCUGACAGGGAAACAGAAGGAGGCGUAUGAGGCAGCUGCUGUAGCACAGUAUCAGGCACAGCAGGAAAAGCUCAGAGAAGAACAGCAAAGAGCACGCAAGAAGGCCUGGUUAAUGAAAAUUAAAGGCCUACCUAUAGACUCUUUUACUGGGGAAGGGAAAAUACCUGCUCCUGAACUUGGGUUUAACACAUUUAUCUGA
Molecule: messenger RNA, 2573 nt
Organism: Nestor notabilis (Kea)
Lineage: Eukaryota; Metazoa; Chordata; Aves; Psittaciformes; Psittacidae
Product: F-box/WD repeat-containing protein 10-like
Exons: 12
Molecular function (GO): protein binding
Source: RefSeq, a predicted model, not a curated record